AUGUACUUUGCUAUUUCAAAUCCUGGUGGCGAAAUGGAUGAGUUGAGAAAGCAACCGCUGAACGAAAUCACCGACAACAAUUUUGACCGACUCGGUUGGUACAGAAUGGAUGAGAACGGCAAAUUCCAUGUGAACAACGGUAUUGUCAAGAUGGAAGAAAUUCAUAAAGCAAAGGUUAAAAAUUGCCACGAACAAACUUACAGGAGUAUAAUUGACGCAAAAAACUACAUGCCCGGCAAUUUCAACCUGUCGAGGCCUUUGGAAAUGGUAUAUCCCUGGAUUCAAAGCGCUCGAGUCUAUGAUGGCUCUCAAAGGCAAGUGGUCGUCACCCAUGCCGAAGGAACAAAUCUUCACGUCACAUUGCAAGUAAACGGCGAAGUCGAUGGACAUAGGUUGGUCUUUUUCCACAACUCCUCAAGGAUAUCCGACUUUACAGGCACAAUUAUUGUCGACUCAAGGAGUAACAAGUAUUUCAAUGUGACCGUUUAUGGUGCUUCGGGAAAAAUCAACGGCGCUGUGAAAUACUCAACUGAAAGGGAUUCUGAUGAGAUAUUCUCGUUCACUACUUACGUUCAUGACCUAAGCGCUUCUAAUCGAUCUAUGAUUAUUCCAAUGCCGGCCAUUGUGGAAUCUGGAUCGCGAAUGAUAUGCAUGUACGCUGAUGAACAACGUGAAGAGC
Messenger RNA from Cooperia oncophora, 679 nucleotides. The record is from the annotation of a GenBank genome assembly. NCBI's taxonomy places the organism in Eukaryota, Metazoa, Nematoda, Chromadorea, Rhabditida, Trichostrongylidae.